AGCAGAUUUUGAGUUCAGGGGCAGUCAUGGUUCCUACAUAUAGGUUUUUGGGGGAAACAGCAUUCGGAACCUGAGGUGGAGUGAUCGUCCUCGCGUCUUGCCCCAAACUCCAGACUCUCACUGCCGGCUGUCGGAUAUGCCGUGGGAUGGGUGGAGGUCGGGAUAUCCGGGGGUGGGAGUGACGAGACGUAGCGAAAAUGGUUCCUUAGAUUAUUCAAGAGGAGAGUGGAGGGGGCGAAUGAAAUGACCCUUGCACUUCUUCGCAUCCGAGGCAAACCAAUGGUCCUGAAUCCAACAUGGAGAGAAGCUCGGGAGAACUCACCCCGGGAGCUGACGUCACUCCAUCCAAGCAUCUGGCAAUUCAUUUCCCUAUUGGUAUCUGGCGUGAAACCGUAAUCAAAAGAGUGUCCGAAAGCCAACUGGGCACACGGGCGACCAGCGCCCUUUUUCCGACGUCCCUAAGAAUCCUCUAUACCGUCCGUGGUGAAUUAGUUCCUGCUCCGACGUGUCCGCCUGAAGAGCUCUCGUCGCUGUCCCCCGACCGCCUUCGAUUCCCAAUAGGCCUGGUAUCAGAGGAUAAGGUGGACGAGCUCCUGCUCAGAGAUGACGGCGAAGCAGGGACAGAUGAAUUCGGUGUGGUGCCUUGUGAUGAUCCAGCAGAGCCCUUGAACGCUGCCGCCGCAGCGGCCGGAUUGCAGUGA
Messenger RNA from Aspergillus costaricaensis CBS 115574, 701 nucleotides. RefSeq lists its product as uncharacterized. The transcript is spliced from 2 exons. The coding region runs from base 297 to 701 and encodes 134 amino acids. The record is from RefSeq and is a predicted model, not a curated record. Lineage: Eukaryota; Fungi; Ascomycota; Eurotiomycetes; Eurotiales; Aspergillaceae.